Molecule: messenger RNA, 1692 nt
Organism: Alligator mississippiensis (American alligator)
Lineage: Eukaryota; Metazoa; Chordata; Crocodylia; Alligatoridae
Gene: NUTF2
Product: nuclear transport factor 2
Exons: 5
Coding region: 891-1274 (127 amino acids)
Biological process (GO): protein import into nucleus
Cellular component (GO): nuclear pore central transport channel
Source: RefSeq, a predicted model, not a curated record
CUAAGUAUACGACAUCAACCCCUACUCCUGCGUCCAGGCGUUUUGUAACCUGGUCAUAAAAAGAGACUAGAUUAGUCGGGCAUGAUCUACCUGCUACGAACCUGUGCUGGUUUCCCCUCAGCAUAAUUUGUCCUGCUGGGCUCUCGCAAAUGUGAGCCUUGAUAAUUUUUUCAAAGACUUUGCCAAGGAUGGAGAUGAGACUGACUGGCCUAUAGUUGCCUGGAUCCUCCUUUCUCCCCUUUUUAAAAAUAGGAACCACAUUGCCCCUUUUCCAGUCCUCUGGGACCUGGCCCGUGCGCCACAAGUGUUCAAAUAUUACCGCCAGUGGCUCUGCAAUGACGUCAGCCAGUGCCUUCAGUACCUACUUUACAAGUAGGGUUUCUCAGGCAGCGUCAGUUCUUGUGGUAGGGUACCAUUUGAUCUGCGUUCUGAGACCACUUACUGUAGGAUAGUGAUUAUCAUCCACUUGCAUCCUCAAAUGGUGCUUCUGUUUUGAUUGUUACUUCAGAUUUCCCCUCCUACUUUUGAAUAACUAGCCUGUAUGGACUAUUUCUCCACCCCCAGGCCCCUCUUCUCCCAGUUCUGUUGUUUGUUCUGAUUGAAUAUGGACUGUUCUAAGUCAUGCUUUUACAAAAAGCAUACUGAAAUUCAGUUGCUAUACAGGAAAUGGCAGAUGCUGACACAGCAGUGAGAUUAAUGUACAAAACAGUUUAAGAUGACUGGGUUCACUGGUUUGGAGUUACUGAGACAGCUGUUUGGAGAACCCUCCAGAGACUGCUGUAUAGUGGCUGUUGCCAGUUGGUAGGUGCUACAUUAUUGGUACCAUCAAAAGGUCCAUUCUCCAUUGCCAGCAUGCCAAGGAAGUUGCUGGCUCUGGCUGAAGAUUCAGAAUGGGAGACAAGCCUAUUUGGGAGCAGAUUGGAUCCAGCUUUGUACAACAUUACUAUCAGCUCUUCGAUACUGACAGGACUCAUUUAGGAGCAAUAUAUAUUGAUGCAUCAUGCCUUACAUGGGAAGGGCAGCAAUUCCAGGGCAAAGCAGCUAUUGUUGAAAAACUCUCCAGCCUCCCCUUUCAGAAAAUACAGCACAGCAUCACAGCACAAGACCACCAGCCUACUCCUGACAGCUGCAUACUCAGUAUGGUAGUGGGACAACUUAAGGCUGAUGAAGAUCCAAUCAUGGGAUUCCACCAGAUGUUUCUAUUAAAGAACAUCAACGAUGCCUGGGUUUGCACCAAUGACAUGUUCAGGCUAGCGUUGCACAACUUUGGCUGAGCUGGCAUCCCCCAGGCACCAGUGCUUUCUUUCUCUUCUCCUCUUCCUGAUAUUAUUCACACUCACGGAACAUUCCAAAUAUCAUACACAAACCUGCAACACCGCAGCGAGUGAGUGAGCAAGACCUGUGAUCUGCCCUUCUGCUGAGUUUACAUUGUCACUAGAUGAGUUCCUUGUGCAUGAUGUUUGGAAGUUAGACUUAGCUGCAUUUGACAAGAGAAAUUUGUGUUGUACCAGCAUGCCUCGGAAAGAAUCCAUAAUGCAAAAGGUUGCUUGUUUAUGUACUGACAAGUUGCUUUAGUAACCCAAAGAAAUGAAAGGAAAGAACAGCAGCCUAUACAGCCCAGAUAUUCAUUUGUUCAGAUGUUUCAAUGCUACAUUACACAAUAAAACCAUGAGAUUUUCUUAACAGUUUAAA